This is a messenger RNA of Ogataea haglerorum, 555 nucleotides long. RefSeq lists its product as uncharacterized. The coding region runs from base 1 to 555 and encodes 184 amino acids. Gene Ontology annotation, biological process: mitochondrial translation. Gene Ontology annotation, molecular function: structural constituent of ribosome. The record is from RefSeq and is a predicted model, not a curated record. The transcript has a single exon. Gene Ontology annotation, cellular component: mitochondrial large ribosomal subunit. Lineage: Eukaryota; Fungi; Ascomycota; Pichiomycetes; Pichiales; Pichiaceae.
AUGCUGUCGUUGAGAAGAUCUCGUCACAUCACGAACCAAAUGAUCCUCACGAGGUCUUAUGCGUCAUUGGGAAGACCUAAGAUUGCAAGCGUUCUUCCAGCACGCCCUACAAAGAAAAUUAGGGUUGGAAAAGCGAGACCGGCCAUAUAUCACAAAUUUGACACCUUGGUUGAACUCUCGGACGGAUCCGUCAUCACCCGUCGCACACAGAUACCCAAAGAAGAGACAAGAAUGAUUAUUGACCAGAGAACAAACCCACUGUGGAAUCCAUCCAAGCCAGAUAUGUCGCAACUUGAUGCCGAGAAUAAUGGAAGAAUGAGCAAAUUCAAGAGCAGGUUCUCGCAAUUUGAACAUUCUGGUAAGACAGAGGAGGAGGUUAAGGCCGAACAAGAAGCUUUGGAGAAAGAAAGGAGGCAAAGAAUUUUGACUGGUACUGGAGUCAAGCUCGACGAGACACUUGCAGAUGAUUAUGUUAGUGUGUUGGGAGAUAAUUACGUUGCCCCGAAGCUCGGGGGAAAAGUUGCUCGAAAGGAAAAGGGAAGCAAGAAACGUUGA